Molecule: messenger RNA, 2332 nt
Organism: Sciurus carolinensis (gray squirrel)
Lineage: Eukaryota; Metazoa; Chordata; Mammalia; Rodentia; Sciuridae
Gene: Tmem220
Product: transmembrane protein 220
Exons: 7
Coding region: 145-642 (165 amino acids)
Source: RefSeq, a predicted model, not a curated record
GCCGCCCACCUCCCGAGCGAUGGCGCCUGCGCAGGGGCGCGGGGCGCACACCCUGUGGAGAGCCUGCAACUGGCUCAUGGCAGCCUUCUUCGCGCUGGCUGCUCUCGUGCAGGUCAAUGAUCCAGACGCAGAACUGUGGGUGCCAUGCCAAAAGCACAGAGAACCAAGCAGCUCUCUGCAACCCUUGACCCUGAUUGGAGGCAGGAACACACUUACAAGGCACAAAGAGAGGAGGGCAAGAGAAGCAAUCAUAAUCAUAAGGUGGUAUAUGCUAUACCUGCAAUACUGACCCUACUUGUUGGAGUCAACCCUCUUGUCACAGGUAACUUUAUUUGGAAGAGUGUCUCUGCAAUCCACAUGUUGUUUUGCCUGGUGUGGGCUGUCGGCUUGGCGUACUACUUCUUACUUCACACACAACACAACAUCUUACAUGAAGAGGAAGGCAGGGAGCUGUCUGGUCUGGUGAUAAUCACAGCAUGGAUGAGCCUCUGCCACAGUUCAUCAAAGAAUCCAGUUGGUGGAAGAAUUCAAUUGGUUGUUGCCAUUGCAAUUGCUCUUUUCCCACUUAUCUCAUGGGUCUACAUAUAUAUAAACAAGGAAAUACGGUCUUCCUGGCCAACUCACUGCAAGACAGUAAUUUAAAUGAAUUCAGGAAUUGUUUUUUAAAUGAGAAUUUUCAACUUUAUUUUAUAAACAUUGGGGUAACAGGAUAAUUUCCAAGUCACUUCAGGUAAUUUGUGCUAAUAUUGAAGAUGAUAUUUAAAAGUCUUAAGAACUUUCUAAGAUUGCUCACAGUACGAGAUUGGAUGAGAUAGUAAGAAUGGGGUCUGACAUUCUCCAGAUGCCUUUUGUGAAGGGUGUUCUGCCAUAAUAUAGUGAAAAGGCACUAGAGCAAAAGUUAUGAACCAUGAGUUCUUCAGGCACCAUGAUACAUGCUUGUGGUCCCAGCUACUCAGGAGGCUGAGGCAGGAGGAUUACUUGAGCCAGGAGUUUGAGGCCAGCCUGGGCAACACAGCAAGAUCCUAUACCUCCAAAAAACUAAUAAAAAUAAAUUCAGUAUCUAUGUAACCUGGGCAAAUAUGUAAAUCUCCUGAUGGAUAUUUUCUUAUCUAUAAAAUAGAAUUAAUACAUGAUAGAGCCCUACUUAUACAUCAAGCUGGAUAAUAUGAGAGCACUCUGAAAAUCUGAAGUAUUUAUGGAUUACAAAGGGCUACACAUGGGUAAAAUAGAGGGGAGCAGAGUUUGGGUAAUAUAUUGAAGUAGAGGUAGGUUCAGGUAGCCCUGAACUAAUCACAAUAUAGUGAACUGGUACAGUGGCAUGAAAUAAAUGAGGACUCUAUAGGAAACAAGUGAACAGAAAUACCUUGAAAAGAAAAGGAAGUUGAGGAUAAAAAUGGAAUUUGGGACCUAUCAAGAUGAAAACAGGAUAUUAAUUAUUCAUAAUUACUCAGUGUUCUAAAUGAAAAAUUUAUACUACUUUUGAAAAAGAAUAUUCAAAGUAACCCUAAGGAGAAGGUUUUAGAGCUAUACUCUCCAAUAUGGCAGCCACUAGCCACAUGUUGCUACUGAGCAUUUCAGAUGCAGCUAGGGUGACCAAGAAAGUAAAUUUCUAAUUUUUUUCCACUGCCAUUUUAAUUUAAAAAUUGAUAUUCAAUUAUUAGAAAACUGUGAAAAGUUUUUAGACAACUUGGGCAUGUGAAUCUUUUUCAACUAUCAAUUUGAUAUCUAAAUGAGAUCAAGCAUUCCCAACCAAUAUUUAGUGUCCAAAUGGAUAGGCUGUAAGUGUAAGGUACACACUAGAUUUUAAAGACAUUGUACAAGAGAAUGUAAAAUAUUUUUUAUAUUGAUUGGUGUCAAAAAAAGAUAGUAUUUUAUGACGUACUGGGUUAAAUAAAAUAUAUUAAUUUUACUUUUUAAAAUGUAUCCAUACUAUGAUUUAAAUUAUGUGAUUCACCUUGUAUUUCAGUUGGACAGUGCUAUGAAUAUCAGGAUGGCAACUUUUUAGCUUAUGCUAGCAUCAAAUUCGGAUUUCAUCUGAGUAGUCAGAUAGUUUCGUGAGAUUUAGGAAAUACUUAACUCAAAAAGAAUUAGUGGGAAGAAUUAGUACAUAUGAGUCAGGAAAACAAAAUUGAGUCUGAUAGUCUAUUGUCUUAAAUAAAAUACUAAGUAUUCUAUAAAUAUUUGUUAAAGGAGGUAGGCAAUUUUUUUGUUUGUUUUUGACCCACUGACCACUAAACAAAUUCCCCAUCAAGGAAAAAUUAAUCUAGUUGGUAUUAAAGCAGCUAACGGGUAAUUUAUUUUAAAGGUCAAUAAAAUACAUAUAAUACAUUGA